This is a messenger RNA of Oryzias melastigma (Indian medaka), 3489 nucleotides long. Its product is annotated as netrin receptor UNC5C-like. Gene Ontology annotation, biological process: netrin-activated signaling pathway. NCBI's taxonomy places the organism in Eukaryota, Metazoa, Chordata, Actinopteri, Beloniformes, Adrianichthyidae. Gene Ontology annotation, cellular component: membrane. Gene Ontology annotation, molecular function: netrin receptor activity; protein binding. The record is from RefSeq and is a predicted model, not a curated record.
ACCUCCGGUAGAAGACAUCCAGACAGUGUUGAGCCCGGUGGUGAGCUGUGGACCUGCAGGAGCCCUGCUGACCAGACCAGUGAUCCUCACCAUCCACCACUGUGCAGACAACGUCCAGGAAGACUGGCUCAUCCAGCUCAAGAACCAGCUGAGCAUGGGAGAGUGGGAGGAUGUGGUUGUAGUGGGGGAGGAAAACUUCACCACCCCCUGCUAUGUGCAGAUGGACUCGGAGGCUUGUCACAUUCUGACAGAAACAUUGGGGACUUACUGCCUGGUGGGCCAGUCAAUUGGCAAAGCAGCUGCAAAGAGGCUCAAACUGGCUGUUUUUGGGCCCGUCUCGUGUACGACUUUGGACUAUCACAUCAGGGUCUACUGCCUGGAUGACACCCAAGAUGCACUCAAGGAGGUUCUUCAGAUGGAGACCCAAAUGGGAGGGAAGCUUCUGGACGAGCCAAAGACUCUGAACUUCAAAGACAGCACUCACAAUCUGAGACUGUCUAUUCACGACGUACCACACAUGCAGUGGAAGAGCAAACUUAUUGCAAAGUACCAGGAGAUUCCAUUCCACCAGGUAUGGAGCGGAAGCCAGCGGAGUCUUCACUGCACCUUCACCCUGGAGAGACUGACAGCAGCCACCAUGGAGCUCAGCUGUAAACUGUGUGUGCGGCAGGUGGAGGGAGAAGGACAAAUCUUUCAGCUCAGCAACACACUGGAGGAGGAGCUCCAGUGCAUAGACACGUCCCUGAUGGACCCAGCCAGCAACAUCACUACCUUGAUGGGGCCUAACGCCUUCCGUAUUCCGUUAUCCAUCAGACAGAAGUUGUGUGGAAGUCUGGAUGCGCCGCAGACCAGAGGGAACGACUGGAGGAUGCUCGCUCACAAACUCCAUCUUGACAGGUACCUGAACUACUUUGCCACCAAGUCCAGUCCGACAGGUGUGAUCCUGGAUCUCUGGGAGGCCCAACACUUCCCCGACGGCGACCUAAACGAACUGGCCGCCGUGCUGGAAGAAAUGGGUCGCCAUGACAGCAGCCUCGCCUCCAUGACAUGUGAACACUGAUGAGGCAGCUAAGAUGACGACAGAACUCUGGAGAUAAUUACUCGUGAAUUCUCUAUGGUUGGUCCUGCUGCUACUGCGAUGAAACAAUUAUACGGGAGCAAAAGAUAAGCCGUCGCCAUGGUGAUUGAGCAGCGCUUAAAGAAAAGGGGGAAUCAAACCGACAUGGCAACAGAAGGAAGGAAGGAGAGAUGCUUAAGCCGGAGCCAGAGCUCCACGCGCAUCUUCUGCGCACAAGAUGUCGACCCCAGGAGAGAUAAUUCAACAUAUCAGGAAAACAUCAACACACCAAGAAAAACACAAAUAUGUCUGUACUCAGCAGGUAUUUUCUUACUUCAGAUAAGAAAGGAUGGAAAAAACAGAUUUUGUGGAAAAAAAAAGAAAAGGGUAAAUAAGAAAGUGAAUUAGUAUGGAGGAAUCAGAAGAAGUUCGACUGAGGAUAAAUGCACAGCGAAGCUGAUUCUUCAGAAAGAUGAAAGUAAACGAAGAAAGGAUUAACUAAUUAUGAAGGAAUCAGAAAAGCAUAAAGCGAUGGAAUCAGCAGCAGGUGAUCAUCUGGAUGCAAAUGAGAUAAUGGUUGGGCGGCUACAGGAGGGGCUCUUCUGUUGAGCCCCAGCUGCAUUUGUAAGUCCAGAGCGUGCAGUCUGCACACGUUAAAAGAAAAAAAAAGGUAUUUUAUACUAAUUUGGGUGUAAUAUCUUCUCGUAACCAAAUUCCAGAGAGAUGCAAGUGAAAAGAUUGUAGACGUGGACGCUUUUGAAGUUAAUCAGAUAAACGAAGUAACACUUUUUUAGCUUCUUACAGAUGGAUCUGCAGGGCAGAAUACCAAAACCAACAAGAAAAAAAGUAAAAUUUCAACUAAACAAUCCUCAUUUGAGAGCAUAAUCAAGCAUUAUCAUGUGUCUGUAGUGAGUGGAUUUUUAUUAUUUUAUCCCAUAUAAAGAGUGUUUCUGCUGCCUAUCAUGGAGGAUGUUUUUGAUUUUUUUAACCAACUUUAUGUCAUAAAUUAAUCGAUCUUCUCUCAUUACAAUUUUACAGAACCCAUUCUUGUGUCUCGACUGUGUAAAUACAUGAUUAUAUGUCGGAUUCAUUUUUUCAUAUCAGUUUGUUUUUGUUCUUUUUGUGACAGUUUUCCGCAGAUUUUCUCGUCUCGCAACUAACAUUCCAGCAAGUAUCUGUUGAAAAAAAAUAAGAGCUUAAGAUCAACUAAAGUGGCCUAUGUAAAAUAAUGUGUAAUAUACGUGUAAUUUCCAAAAACAACAACCUGGCUUUGAAAGUUUUGCCUUGACUCGGGUCAACAGUGUGUCGUUUUUAAAGGUGCAGCGCAAGCUCGCCGUUAAAAAAAAAAACAGCUUUAUUUUGAAAGGGGUUUGGAAAAUCCGAUGUUCUUUGACUUCAGAUAAAGAUUCAAAAACAGGAUUUUUUUUUUUUUUUUUUGUGAAGUUUGGAGAGACGCCAUAUGUAACUGAACAUCAGGUAUGCAGAGGAGAUUCCAAGGAGGAUGUUGCUAAAGAAGUUGAAGAGGAGGACAAAAGGUGCGGUCAUCAUCCCGACAUGACAGCUUUCACCUUGUAGCCGUCCACAGAGGGGGGAAAACCUUCAGACAGUGAUUUCUCACAUAUUGAUUUUGCUUGCCUUGUUCAGUCGGUGAGAAAUGUGCAAAAACAAGAUGCCCCCCCCUCUUUCUGUUUGGCUGUAAAACAAAAAACCAACACUUCAGAUCGGGAUUUUGGACGGAACAAAUCCAAAUGUGUGAUUUUUUUAUACUGAGGAAGUGAAAGAUGGGCUACCAGUGUUUAUAUUCUUUAAUUUGCUGUAGCUUUUCAACUGUUAACACGAUAAUUACAGCAGAUUCUGCUGUAAUUAUCGUGUUAAUGCCUAAAAAAUUACAUUACAUUAAAGAUUUUUUCUUUAAGGAUUAAAAGUAAGAGUUGCAGAAGUGGAUCGUAUGAUCCUCCACCAUUUGAACAUGUAGAAAGUAGUGUUACGAUAUCAAAGACAGUGUGUACAAAGUAUUUUCUAUUCAAAUAUGUACAGUUGUGUACUGUUGACUAUGUUUGACAAAUUUCAGAUUAUAAAAAAGAAGAAAAAAAAUUGCAGAAGAGUUAGAAAAUAGUUUGUAUGUUUCAAGUUUUCUUUCCUGUUUUGUAAAAGCAGUGUCUACUAUGCAAACUUGGCAUUGGUUAUUAUGAUAGGAGUCUAUACCUAGAGCUGUCCUUGUAAGUGCAUUUUGAUUUGAAGACCAGUUGGUUUGGUUCUGUUAGUGUGAGAUAGUGACGGUCCGUUCUUAGCUAAAUCUGGCACGCUUCAAGAGUCCUGUUCGGUCUUGCUGACUGCUUGCCUCUCUAUCUCCUCUAAUAGUUUUCUGUACAAAGUGUAAGAAAGAAUUUUUAAGACAAUUAAUAAAUUAUAUUUAUAAGCAAUGCUAAUAA